GUUCCGCUAUUUAGCGUGCGACAUUCGUUUAGACAUUCAAAUAGACAUUCGAAUAGACAUUCGGACUUUGAUUGCUUCUUACAAAAAAACUAUAAAAUAUAUUAAAAAGAUAUUUCAUAGAGAGAAACUUGGCUGGAUUCUCUGUUGAUUCAUGUAUCUUGUUCAUAAUAAGAUGCGCUAUACUUCCAAAGGUGAGCAAAAAAGUCGAAAAUUUUUUGACACGGCCUAAAUUUCAUUGCAAAUAGACAUUCGGACUUUAAUCGAUUCGCAUAAAAAAAGUAAAGCAAGUAGCCAAAAGUCCUUUGAAUGACAGAAACCUUGCUGGAUUUUCCGUUGGUUUUGAUAGUUGUUUCUAGAUGAUACGCGAAAUUAUCGCUAGAAUAAGGAAAAAACCUCCAAAUUUUUUGACACGAUCCAAGUUUGAAAUGGCGACCGACCCUCGCGAUGUCGUAGCAGGCCCUCAUUUCAAGCGACCUACACCGAAAUACUUGAAGUGAAACAUCUAAAUCGACUUAAAAGUACAAAAAACCUACCCUUAUAGCAAAGUAUCUCUAAUUUAGAUCAAAUAACAGCAAAAAUCGCCAGUUGUAGGAAACGACAACAAACUCAGAGGAAACCCCUCAAGUAGAAACUUACCUAAGUCGGUGUCCCGCAAUAACUUUAGAAAAACUGUUUGGAAUCGGCUGAAACUUUCUAAAUCAACUAGAAUUGAUGAGAUAGAGAUGUUUUUUUGGGUCUCGUAAAGUCUGAAGCGGUUUUGAUGAAUUUUUUAGGCAACGCUUUUUCGAGCUCCAUACUGAAGCCUUAUAACUCAGAUCUGAUGUGCCGGUGUCCCGCAAUAACUUUAGAAAAACUGUCUGGAAUCGGCUGAAACUUUCUAAAUCAACUAGAAUUGAUGAGAUAGAGAUGUUUUUUUGGGUCUCGUAAAGUCUGAAGCGGUUUUGAUGAAUUUUUUAGGCAACGCUUUUUCGAGCUCCAUACUGAAGCCUUAUAACUCAGAUCUGAUGAGUCGGUGUCCCGCAAUAACUUUCGAAAAACUGUUUGGAAUCGGCUGAAACUUUCUAAAUCAACUAAAAUUGAUGAGAUAGAGAUGUUUUUUUGGGUCUCGUAAAGUCUGAAGCGGUUUUGAUGAAUUUUUUAGGCAACGCUUUUUCGAGCUCCAUACUGAAGCCUUAUAACUCAGAUCUGAUGUGCCGGUGUCCCGCAAUAACUUUCGAAAAACUGUUUGGAAUCGGCUGAAACUUUCUAAAUCAACUAGAAUUGAUGAGAUAGAGAUGUUUUUUUGGGUCUCGUAAAGUCUGAAGCGGUUUUGAUAAAUUUUUGAGGCAACGCUUUUUCGAGUUCCAUACUGAAGCAUGAAGUCUGAAGCAGGUUUGAUAAGUUUUUGUAAGCGUUGGAAAAGAACACCACUUUCGAUAGGUUUUUUAAUCGAUCUUUCGAACCUUCUUUGAAAAUAUUUUUCCUAUGAUAAACGACAUGAAUAGCGAAACGUAAGUGUAUAUGCCUUACAACUCAGAUCUGCCUUGCUGGAUGAUGGAUCCGUUCAAACUUGUCUGAAUCUGUUUUAAAAUAAUAUUUGAUUACUGUCUUGAUUUUAUCUUUAAAAUGUUUUAGAUGUUGUAUGAAGAAAACAAGUUUUUGAUUGGCUUUUUAUAUUCUAUAAAAUUUUUGUGACCAAUUUUAGGGGUUUUUUGCCAAAAAGUGCUGAAAGAAAAUAUGCUAACUUAGGUUGUUUAUUUCUAAAGCGUCUUGGGUUUUUACCUGAAAUUUGGCUUUGUGAGGAAACAUGUCAGGAGAAGGCAAUGAUAGUUACGCCAACCGGAACCAAAAUAGUUACGCUUUUGAAAAGAAAACGGAAUCGCAACUAGCGCAGAACUAAGGUUUUUGGUGUAAAUGAAUCCAGGCAUGGAAUUUUUGUUUCCUAGUUUAGGUGAGGUAUAUACAGUUUUUGUUCCCCUUUUUUGUGUGGAAAUGUUUUAUUGUUAAUGCUUUUUGACGCCAACUUGACACCUACGUCAACUUGACACCUACACCUGGUUGUAUAGAGCAUUCACUAAUUGCUUCUUCUUCUUUGUUAGUAUUCAAUGUCGGUUAAUGCUCUUACUUUUUAUUGAAAUAAGGUGUGAUUUUAGGAUUGUUUGAGAAUUUUAUCUCACGAACUAGAAAUUUAAAUCAAACAUGCAUAGCGAUAAAGCCUGUCACUAUUUAUUUAAAUGAUUACAGCACUUGAGAUUAUUUUAUACCCAUAAAGAUCUUAAACUACAUUUACAGGUUCUAAAAAAGGUUACAUGACAGUCUUCUUUCAGAAGGAGGGUCAACCACCUAGGUGUGAAUUCACCUUUUCAUGACACUCUAUAACAAGCUGUUUAAUAGUUAUUUGUUACGUCACCAUGCAAUUUCUAUGCUAUUGCAAUAUGCCAUCUUCCUGCUCUUUUCUUUUCAUCAAUGGUUUCUUUAGAUUAAUUGACGUUUCUGCAUUGAAAAGGUGUUUGUUGCAUGUGAUAUUUAAAGAUUUCGCUCGUUAACCAAGUUAGUCGUGUUCAAAUUGCCAUUGAGUCAGUUUUAAGGUUAUACGCAGUUGUUUGUGACCAUGUCAGUACGUGAUACGCUAGAACUUGUUCUGCAAAGCGGAGCUGCUACAAGAACAUGGGGAAUUCGGGGUGAGGGUUUCAAAGGAACUGGCAAAAGGUCAAAGGCCAAAUUCUGGAAGAAUGGUGCUUCUGGGAAGCAAAAUCGCUCUGUCAAUCAGCUUACAGAGGAUGCCGAAGACUUGGUCGCAGUGUUCUCUGACUCGCAGCUACGCCCACUUGUUCAGGGGGACGUUCCUGUUCCUACAAACUGGUACGUCAAUUCAACGCCAGGUGGUUGCUUCAGCCAUGUAAAAGAAGAAAUUCUGGCCGCCAAAAUUCCCGAAAGCAAGACCCCUUCGUGGGUCGUUCUUCUUGUUGGGACAAAUGAUCUCUCCAAGCACGUCGUUAUGGAUAGGGCCAGAGGUGACUUUCAUGGGCUUCUUCUCGCAGUCAAGAAAAGAUUCCCGCUUUCAAAGGUUGUUGCACUAUCGAUAUUGCCGCGUCUAGACGAAUUUUGGAUUCGCGAGGCAAAAUACAAAGAAGUGAUGGACCAAGAGUGCCAGAAACUUGGGGUUCACUUCUUUGACGUGACACCGAACUUUGAAGUCAGCGAUCCGCGUCUUUGGUCAUGGAAAGACGGACUUCACAUAAGUGAGGACAAAGGCAUCCCACUGUUGUUGUGUCUUUUGCAGAAAGAAAUGAAUUCACUUCAAGCUGCUGUCCAGGAUUCAUCGCCUUCUCCUCCACCACAACCUGCUCCAGAGCCCCAAUGCCCGGCGUGGCUAUGGAGAGAACUCCGGCACCAUCGCUCCGAAGGUCGCCAAGGUCGUUGCCUUCAAGCACCACCAACAGCAAUCGGAUCACCGCCAGCCGUGAAAAAAAGAAGGAACACUACCUCCAAAAGAAGAGUGGCCAAAAGGUACAUAGAAGUACCCACGAUGAAAAAGAUAAAUUGGAGUCAAGUGACAAGUCGCGGUAUUGUCAUGGACAAUUUCCUAUUGACAAACACGAAUCCUGGUCUCUACCUGACUGCGCCUUCCCAGUACACAAAAUGUGCGCAAAAUUCAAAAAUUUCAAAGAGGCGCCGGAAAGUGCAACAGCAACGUGCAAAAGCGGAAGUUCAUCAGCAUAAACGAAGGAAAAUUAUGCAAGACGCAACCGAUCCAAUCGAUCUUCUUAUCUCAAUUGAACAAAAGAUGGCAAAAAAAGCAAGCCCCAACUCUGCUUUGAAAGGCAAACUAGGCAUCUCCACAGUUCCAUUGAAACACUUUCAGCGUUCGUACGCAAAGGUUGUGCAAGGAGAAAGGAUACCAAAGCCAAGAAAGAGAGAAUCGGAGCCAGUGCAGGUAACAAUCAGCAACGCCUCAGAUGAGAGUAGACAAGUUGAGAGAGAAUCGGAGCCAGUGCAGGUAACAAUCAGCAACGCCUCAGAUGAGAAUAGACAAGUUGAGAGAGAAUCGGAGCCAGUGCAGGUAAAAAUCAGCAACGCCUCAGAUGAGAAGCAUGACAGAAAUGGGUUGGUUAAUGUUAUUGUAAAAGUGGUCUGCGGUGGUGGGAGAGUCAAGAAAAACUCGAAUCGUACGGACGUAAAGUUGUUGGCAGAAGCGGUAUGUCAAUCUUGUAAAGUAACUUCUGAUGGUAAACCGUAUGAUUUUGACUGGGCAGCUAUUUUUAAAAAGUAUUACGGAAGGUCCCGGGCUAAUCAUCCCAACGCACUCAAAAAGUUUCGUUCCAUGUAUUACAGAAAUAAGUCAACUAUUGAUAAGGUAAUAAAUGAAAUUCUGUUUAUCGAGAACAACUCCCCAGGGCCAAACAAUAAUGAAAGUUUUGUCUCUUUUGAUGCCAAAACAAUUUCUGAAAACAACGACAAGAUUGAGACUUUUUAUGAUGACUCUGUCUGUGGGCAAGUUUCCGAACAGAAUACUCUAGUUAACUUCGAUAAUAAGUGGGGGGAGAAAAAGGCAAGCGAUGCAAAUAUAUCUUUCACCAAGUCUGCAAUCAUAUCUAGUACUCCGAGCAAGCGUGUUUCCGAAGCACCGUCAUUUGGUUCUGAAAAAUUUGAAGGCAGGAAACAUUCUAAGAAUACAAAUGUAGCAAAACUAGAAAAGGAAAAGAUUCCCCCUAAGAAAAGCAAUAGUCUGAUAAUAGAAAAAGCAAAAAGUAAGUGCUUAAAAAGGCAAAUGAAAUCACGUAGUCAUGAAAAAGCAGUAGGGAUUAUCUUAGGAGAGGCUGUGUCAGUCUAUGCAAAGCGUAUUUUAGAAAGGUCGUAUGAAGAUACAGAAAAUUCGUGUGUAGAAACUGAUAGUGGAGAUGCUUCUUCCCUAUCGCAAGACAAUUUUCACGUCGACAGUGACACUUCCAUUGAAGAAGAUCCCCAUAUUAAUCAACUAUACUCCCAAGAUCUCAUAAAAGCUUUGUCCAGAUCAAAGUAUGGCUUAAAAAAUAUCAGGGCCCAUAUUAAAAGAAAAAGCAUAAGAUUAUCUCUACCAAAAAAUUGGCAAAAAAGAAUGUUUGUUUAUAGCAUAAACAACAGUCAGAAAGGCAAAAAAACUCAUCUUUCAUCCGAGGGAAAAACGCUUAUAAGGCAAAUGGUAGCUAAGACCAAUAAACUUUGCGUUUUGAAGUUUGGCUACACACAUAUUCAAAAAACAUGCUCAAGAAAAACAAAUUCCAAUAUUCUAACUGGCAAGGCUGAAUGUACAAUACCUGAAUGUCAGUUUAAAGUAACUUUCUCCAUACCAAAUUUUUUGUCAAAAUGCAUGUAUUUUCACUUUGAUGGUAACGUUUAUCAUCGAAAGGAUUCUUUAGCAGCAAGGAAAAUUUCUGACGAGGAAAAAUAUAAGCUAACAUCUUUGUUUGUUGAAGACAGAUCAAUUUUGCCAUCUGAAAAACAUCGAACAGACCUAGAAUUAAUGGAUCCUGAUUCUUUUGCUGCAGGUAACAUGACUAAGGCUGGCAAAAGUCACAUUGCUUAUCAGCAGCUAGCUGCUAAAGCCCGAAAAGAGGCAGAUUCAAUCGAAAACAUUUACAAAAACAUUGUUCAACUCCAAAGAAAAAUCAAAUCUUUAGACGAGCAGCAAGCUUCAGAGCAAUGUGCUACGUUUAGAAACCAUUUCGGUUAUAUUCAGCGCCCCAUUAUUACCGAUGAGGAAAUUAGCAUUGUGCUAAUUGAUCAGCCAAUGGUCAUGCUAUACCAUGAGCACGUUAAACAAUACGCUUUGCAUAUAGACGCAACUGGCUCGUUGAUAAGAAACCUACGGGGAUUUAAAAAAAUUCUGUAUUAUACUGCUACUGUUCAGCACCCAUUUGCAAAAAGCCCUCCAUUGCCCGUGGCCGAAUAUAUCACAACUAACCAAGACCAACAUUCUGUCAAAAGAUUCUUGGGUGCAUUAGUGGAAAUGGAGACUCUGAAAUAUGGAAAGGGCAACAUUUCUAAACCAAAACUAAUACUAUUAGAUUUUAGUAUGGCUAUUAUAAAUGCUACCCUUAGCGAAUUUUGUGGGGAACCACUUCAUGAUUAUAUAAACAGAACCUACCGUGUAGUGAAUGGCAGUGCUUCGCUUACAGAUUUGAAUAAGACAUUUCUACAUAUCUGUGCAUUUCACAUAAUGCGCAUCAAUCGGAAACAUGCUAUGAAGGAUUGCGGACCUGGUGAAGAUGGAAAAAGUCGUGUCCACUUUGCAAUGCGCCUAUUUGGAAGAUUAGUCAAUUGUUCUUCAUUAAAUGAUGCUGCAAAUAUUGUCAAAAAUGCAACUGUUGUAUUGUCAUCUAGAUAUGUUGAUAAAAACGUUACAAAUGCAUUGGCAACGGUCGAAGAAUCAAUUAACACUUUUUGCGAAGUAUUAGAUGACAAGGAAAACCAAUACAACGAGUCGGACGCGUUGCAUUCUGAUGAUGUUUCAGAAUCUUUCGAAUACAGUAAUUUUGAUACUCAAAAACACGAAACAGAAUUGCACAGGUUUUGGGGACAUGUGCUAGAAUCUGUAAAGCUUGAAGACAAGAAUGACAGUACUGAUGCCAACAGGUACUAUAUGCCCAAUUACUGUAAGUGGUUACACGAAAAGUUACCUUAUAUAACUCUAUGGAGUAAUUUAUGCUUAGGGGAUCUGCAACGGUUUAAUCAAGAGUACGAUGACUGCAAAUUACCUGAGACUAAAACCAACUCAGUAGCAGAACAGUUUUUCUGCCUGAAGAAAAGGAAUAGGAACAAUCUUAAACAAUCGAUUGUUGAUUUCAUAAGCAAGUCCUGGCACGACAACCGAGGCUUGCAAAGACAAUUUAUUUUGGGCCUGCGGAGUCAUAUUUGCGACGCUAAAACGGUUUCAAAAGAGACAAAACAAUCAUAUAACAGAGUUAAGAAGUUAAUAAGUUAUCACGAUGAAUCAAGUGGAAGUGAUGAUGAACUAGAAUUAGAUACUAAGGAACCUUAUAGCGUUCUAGAAACUUGGGACAAAGGUAAGAAAAAUACCAGGGAAAAGAAAAUAGACAGGAAGGGUACUUUCCAAGAGCCACCAAGGAAAAAACUAAAAUUUACUGCUUCAAAUAAUGAAAAAGAAUUGCGUAGGAAAGUUUCUAAAAAUUGCUCUGAAAUUUCUAAACAAUAUGACAGGGAGAAUGUCCUUAAAGUGUCACCAUCAUGUAAUAAUUUGAGCAAAAAAGGGUAUCCUAUUUAUAAAAGGAUGGUCUAUAAAUCUAUGCCUGGACCGGAGAAGAAGAACGUGUCGCUUGUUCGUAACAAAAUUGUUAAGGGCUGGGAAAACCUUUCUUUAGAAAAAAAGGAUAAGUACAUUAAUGAUGCUCUUAGUAGAAAGGAAAACUGCGCAAUAUGUGAGCAAGAUGAAAUUGAUAGCAGUAGCGAUGAGGUAAACUGGGUAAGUUGCGAUGACUGUGAAAGGUGGUAUCACGCAAAAUGCGUCCAUAUUGAUAGUUUUUAUGCGGAGUCUGUACCUAUUUAUAUAUGCCCACGAUGCAAGCAAACCUACUUUGACGGUCUACCCAAGCUUAUUGCUCAUUUUCGCUUUAAACCGGUCCAUGAAUUGUUGGAACUAGAUGACGUAUUUUCACUUUGGGCGACACUAUCUUCCGAAGACAGAAGGUAUAUUCGAAAACAUAUUUUUCCUAUGGAAACAAAACAUAUACCCCAAAUAGGUAGUCUGCAAAUCUUAAGUGAACGUGGUAUAAAGAAUAAAUUCAAUAAUUGCUGGAGCAACUCUGCAUUUCAUUUGCUUUGCGGAUCUAUGCUGUCUAGGUUGUUGCCUACAUACCAAUCUACCCAAACAAUUGUCUGCAGUUCAAUUAUAAAAAUUCGGGAGAAACUGCAAAACCAAAAGUUUGCUUCUACCCCAAUGAAAUUUACCACGGAUAUGAGAGCUAUCGUUUCAUACUUUCGUAACCGAGACCAGAGUGAAAACUGUCGUCAGGAUGAUGGCGCAAGCUUUGUAGAAGAAAUCCUUUUGCACUUAAUCGAUCACAGUGUAGAAGAUAUGGAAAGGAAUUUUCAAACAAAAAUUUUAAGUUUUUCCAACUGUAGUACUUGCGGCAAAACUGGAUCCUCUGCGAGAGGACACGUAGUACUACCACUCAAUCUAUUUGAAAAUUCUAUACCUAACGUAUCUGUUCAGUCGCUUCUUUGGGAGAGCACAGUAACAGAAGACAGAUUUCAUGACUUUGAUUGUGACUGCCCACCCGAAGAUAAAAAUUUCACUCAUAGAAUGUUUUAUUUGCAACUGCCAGUGGCACUUUUAAUCAUUGUGGAACGAGGCAGUGACAGAGAUCAUGUUUUGGAAUCGGUGAAACUUUCUAAAUCAACUAGAAUUGAUGAGAUAGAGAUGUUUUUUUGGGUCUCUGGUGGGAUUGGUGUUGAUAAUUUUCUUGUUGUGUUUGUUGAUGAUAGUUUGCAUAUUAUCCAUACAGCUGUAGCUGACUUUAACGUUGUUCUUGUUGAAGAUCUGAUGGAAUUUGUGGUUCUUGGGGAAGUGUAUGUGUAUGAGCUUGAGGAAAGUUCUGCCGAUGUUAGUUUGUACAUUCUUGCUGUAUGGUGGGUUGUACCAGAUUAUGUUGCGCUGUCUGUUUCUUCUUUUACGUGUGGGUGA
Molecule: messenger RNA, 8662 nt
Organism: Rhopilema esculentum
Lineage: Eukaryota; Metazoa; Cnidaria; Scyphozoa; Rhizostomeae; Rhizostomatidae
Source: RefSeq, a predicted model, not a curated record